Molecule: messenger RNA, 513 nt
Organism: Monoraphidium neglectum
Lineage: Eukaryota; Viridiplantae; Chlorophyta; Chlorophyceae; Sphaeropleales; Selenastraceae
Exons: 3
Coding region: 1-513 (170 amino acids)
Source: RefSeq, a predicted model, not a curated record
AUGGCCCCCGCAACGCGCCCCACUCGCCUGCCCGCGGCCGCCGCCGCCGCGCUCCUCCUCGCUGCGCUCGUCGCGGUGGCGCGCCCGGCCGCCGCGUGCCGCGUCACGAACGCCGACGUCUCCCUCUCUUCCAGUCCCGCCGAACUAUCGAGCACCGCCUACACCGCGGACGGCGUGAGGCAGCACUUCAGCCUGGACGUCAACCGUGUCACCUACGUCCCCACCCGCGCCGCCACCACCGCCUGCGUCGACUCGCGCCACGAGUACCCCGUCAUCGGCACCCCCGGCGGCGACAUUGCCGAGUUCAUUGGUGGCUUUGCUGUCUACCUCAAUCUCACAGCCCAGACCCUCACCCAGGAUCUGGCUGACAAGGUGCUGUCUGACUACAUAAAGGGUCAGUUCAGCGCCAGGAAGCGGUUCUAUUACCACACCAGCGACGAAAAGCUGCUCAAGGUGUUCACUGGUGUCAAGGCAGCCGGCUUUGGAUCACCUGUCGCGUUCCCAGACGUGUGA